GCCGCCUUCCCGGAGUCCUUUGCGCGGCACCUGGCGACAAAAUGGCUGCCCGAGGGAGACGGGCGGAGCCUCCGGGCCGGGAGGCGCCGGGCCCCGCGGGCGGCGGCGGCGUCGGGAGCCGAUGGGCUGAGUCGGGGCCCGGGACGUCGCCCGAGAGCGGGGACGAGGAAGCGUCGGGCGCGGGUUCUAGCCCAGUGUCGGGCGGUGUGAACUUGUUCGCCAACGAUGGCAGCUUCCUGGAGCUGUUCAAGCGGAAGAUGGAGGAGGAGCAGCGGCAGCGGCAGGAGGAGCCGCCCCCGGGCCCGCCGCGACCCGACCAGCCUGCUGCCGCCGCGGGCCCUGGGGAUCUGAAGAGGAAGGGCGGCCCGGGCCCCACGCUCAGCUUCGUGGGCAAGCGCAGAGGCGGAAACAAACUAGCCCUCAAGACGGGAAUAGUAGCCAAGAAGCAGAAGACGGAGGAUGAGGUAUUAACAAGUAAAGGUGAUGCGUGGGCCAAGUACAUGGCAGAGGUGAAAAAGUACAAAGCCCAUCAGUGUGGCGAUGAUGAUAAAACUCGGCCCCUGGUGAAAUGACCCCCUUCCCCCGCCUGCCUACGGCCUGGGACUCUCUGCGAUGUACAUAACUAUUUAAUGCAGCGGCAGCGGCGGCAGCCUUUCCCCCCAAGGACUUCUACACAGAAGGAAAUCGAGAUGCUUCCCGCAGCCGCGGAUGGUUCUCCAGGACUCUUUUUUACCUUGAGCACUUGCCUCCUGAGACUUCUAGAACAGUGGUUUACUGUCCCCUCUCCUCCCACCUCCUCGCUCUCUCUGGCUCUUUCUGUCUUCCUCACCCCCAACCCCACUCCACCCCUCCUUAGCCAUCACUUCUGGGAAGUAAAGAACUUGACUUAGUGCCGGA
Messenger RNA from Mustela lutreola (European mink), 897 nucleotides. It is a transcript of the gene TRIR, whose product is annotated as telomerase RNA component interacting RNase. The record is from RefSeq and is a predicted model, not a curated record. The coding region runs from base 42 to 572 and encodes 176 amino acids. Gene Ontology annotation, molecular function: 3'-5' exonuclease activity; 5'-3' exonuclease activity. The transcript is spliced from 3 exons. NCBI's taxonomy places the organism in Eukaryota, Metazoa, Chordata, Mammalia, Carnivora, Mustelidae.